AUGGCUGCAGGAGACCCAGGCCUCCUGCUCUCUGCCCGCCACCCUCCAUGUGUUUCUCUAGGCCCUCGGACCUCCGUGCUCCUGGCUUUCGCCCUGCUCUGCCUGCCCUGGCCUCAGGAUGUGGGCGCCUUCCCCGCCAUGCCGUUGUCUAGCCUGUUUGCCAACGCUGUGCUCCGGGCCCAGCACCUGCACCAACUGGCUGCUGACACCUACAAAGAGUUUGAGCGCGCCUACAUCCCCGAGGGACAGAGAUACUCGAUCCAGAACGCCCAGGCUGCCUUCUGCUUCUCCGAGACCAUCCCGGCCCCCACGGGCAAGGAUGAGGCCCAGCAGAGAUCUGACAUGGAGCUGCUCCGCUUCUCGCUGCUGCUCAUCCAGUCGUGGCUCGGGCCCGUGCAGUUCCUCAGCAGGGUCUUCACCAACAGCCUGGUGUUUGGCACCUCGGACCGCGUCUAUGAGAAGCUGAGGGACCUAGAGGAAGGCAUCCAGGCCCUGAUGCGGGAGCUGGAAGACGGCAGCCCCCGGGCUGGGCAGAUCCUCAAGCAAACCUACGACAAGUUUGACACAAACUUGCGCAGUGAUGACGCACUGCUCAAGAACUACGGGCUACUCUCCUGCUUCAAGAAGGACCUGCACAAGGCUGAGACGUACCUGCGGGUCAUGAAGUGUCGCCGCUUCGUGGAAAGCAGCUGUGCCUUCUAG
Molecule: messenger RNA, 702 nt
Organism: Equus quagga
Lineage: Eukaryota; Metazoa; Chordata; Mammalia; Perissodactyla; Equidae
Gene: GH1
Product: growth hormone 1
Exons: 5
Coding region: 1-702 (233 amino acids)
Biological process (GO): positive regulation of growth; response to nutrient levels; positive regulation of receptor signaling pathway via JAK-STAT
Cellular component (GO): extracellular region
Molecular function (GO): growth hormone receptor binding; hormone activity
Source: RefSeq, a predicted model, not a curated record